This is a messenger RNA of Brassicogethes aeneus, 1212 nucleotides long. NCBI's taxonomy places the organism in Eukaryota, Metazoa, Arthropoda, Insecta, Coleoptera, Nitidulidae. The record is from the annotation of a GenBank genome assembly.
GGGGUAUUGAUUUUUCCAUUCUCACGUCCUCUAAAAUAAAAAUAGGGUUUUAAAUAUGUUGGGUUACUUUUUGAUACCGUUUCUAUUGUGCUUAAGUUUAGCGAAUGCGGCUGUAUUAAUUUGGAGCAAUAAGGACAUAAAAUUGUCACCCCUAAAGCAAUUUGAUGAUGAAGACCUGAAUAAUUUAAAGGUGUCUUUAAAUAAUCCGCGAGUUUUCCUAUUUAAAUCUCCUACAUCUGAAAUAUCGCUGGAAUUUAAAAAGAUUAUAAGUGGGUAUAAGAGUGCAUACAAUCCCAAUGGAAAUAUUAAUGCCGAACAAGCUAUAGAACUAUCCGAUAUUUUUGAUUCUGAUUUUAAAAUUAUCAAGCAAACUAUAAACACAAAAGACUUUUUGGCAGUACUGUAUAUCCCAAAUACCAGAUUUAAGAGAGAAGUAGAAGGUAGUAGUUCAACUACAAGUACAACUGUUGAAACGAUUGAGUUCAAAAAACCUGAAGGUCCUGUAAUUUAUGUGGGCCAAAAUAAGGAUAAAUUGUACACUUUGAUGUACUCUUCAAAACCUUUAUUAUUAAGGGUUAAAGAUGAGAAAAUCUACUUGGGUACAACUCCACAGGACAUGAUAACUGUUGACAAAAGAUUGAAUGUAAAUGUUGUUUUGGAGAAUGGUGAUAAAGUGUCUCUAAGAUUCAGUUUUAUAACGGUAUAUGGAUAUUGGUCAAUGACUUCAGUUAAAAUUACUGAUACCAUGAAUAAUAUGAAUUUUAACUUGAAUAUCACCAGUGAUGUCACAGCAUCUGUUCAUUUUUCAUACCACUGCAGUGGUCAAACAGUUUUUGCUGAUAAAGCCAAUGAUGUCGAGUUAUACUUAUAUGACAUGCAAAUUCAAAUUGACUCAGAAAAUGGCAAAUUCAGUGAUGCUGAUGAUUGUGUUCCUUUCACAUCUGCCCCCAUUUGGUCAGGAUUGUUUGUAACAUUCCUGUUAGGAUUUGUUUUAAUGAUUGCCUUGGUAGCUAUUUUGGAUAUCAAAACUAUGGAUAAGUUUGACAAUGCCAAGACCAAAAAUUUAUCUAUCACUAUCUUUGAUUAAACAUUUAUUCUAUUAUGUACCUACCUAUGCUUUUUGUGAAUUGAAAAGAUCUGCUUGUAAGUAUUUUAAUUGUUGAUGUUAUUAAGAGCACUGUGUAGAAGAUCAUUGUCCAAGUUUAAUUGGUU